Sphaerodactylus townsendi is the source of this 1535-nucleotide messenger RNA. It is a transcript of the gene SCG5, whose product is annotated as secretogranin V. Gene Ontology annotation, molecular function: enzyme regulator activity. The transcript has 6 exons. Gene Ontology annotation, biological process: neuropeptide signaling pathway; regulation of hormone secretion. Bases 266 to 892 code for a protein of 208 amino acids. The record is from RefSeq and is a predicted model, not a curated record. Gene Ontology annotation, cellular component: secretory granule. Lineage: Eukaryota; Metazoa; Chordata; Lepidosauria; Squamata; Sphaerodactylidae.
CUUGCUUGCGUCUGCCUUUGGGACUCCUAGCAACCGUUCAUGCACCUGCAAAUGACAGAGGAGGGAGGGCAGGAUUUAGCGGGGGGGCUUCGCCGCCGGCUAGCAACGAAUGCAUGAUUCAUGAGCACGGCACACCGGCAGCCGGAGCGCUUGGCCAAGCAAGUGACGCUGGAAGUCCCUGUGCGCGCUAAAGCACAACGAAGGCGCACACGCAGCAGCAGCUUCUGCAGGCCUGGGCGGUUGCAAGACAUAGCCUGACAGCAUCAUGGCCACCACCUUGCUUUGUAGUAUGUUCCUUCUGCUGGCCAUCAGGCUAGCUUUGACUUCUAGUCACAAUCCUAGGACACCAGACAGAGUUUCUGAAGCUGAUAUUCAAAGACUUCUGCAUGGGGUUAUGGAGCAACUGGGCAUUGCCAGACCCCGUGUUGAGUACCCUGCACACCAAGCAAUGAAUCUGGUUGGUCCACAGAACAUUGAAGGUGGUGCACAUGAAGGUUUGCAGCACCUGGGCCCAUAUGGAAAUAUACCAAACAUUGUUGCUGAAUUAACUGGUGACAAUAUACCUAAGGAUUUCAGUGAAGAUCAGGGAUAUCCUGAUCCUCCAAAUCCUUGUCCAGUUGGAAAAACAGUUGGUGACGGAUGCCUUGAAAACACACCAGACACAGCUCAAUUCAGCAAAGAAUACCAACUUCACCAACACCUGUUUGAUCCAGAACAUGACUAUCCCAGCAUGGGCAAAUGGAAUAAGAAUUUACUAUUUGAGAAAAUGAAGGGUGGACCGAAAAGAAAGAAAAGGAGUGUGAAUCCAUACCUUCAAGGACAGAGACUGGACAAUGUUGUAGCAAAAAAAUCUGUUCCACAUUUUUCAGAUGAAGACAAAGAGACCGAGUAAACACUGAGACUGCAAAUUGUUCUUCUAUAUAAUUACUGCUUCAAAUUCUUAUUUAGCUGCUGCAUGUUUAUUACUUACAUAAUUACCACUAAAAAGCAACUGCAUUUAAUACUUCUGUUUUCUGAAUAAAUGAAAACCCAGUUCUGCUUUCUGUUAUGUUAUGGCAAUAAUUCCCUGUUGUUGUUUUUGCUUUAGUCCCAGGACAAGCUUUAAAAUUAAUCAUUUUAAUAUCCAAUGCGAGUUUAAUGGCUUUAAGAAGAAGCAUGUAAAGAGAACAUGAUUUUAACAUUUUUAGUCAUUGUGCUUAUUUACAUGAUGUAAUGUUUGAUGUUUGAGAACAAUAGUUUCUUAUCAAAUUCUGUUCACAGGUAAUAGCCCAACCCACCAUAGAUGUCUAGAUUCUUGUUGUUUAUUUUAAUAAACACUGAAAGCAAUCUUCAGUAUUUGCAUGGAGAUGUAAAUGUGUUUUAGAAGAUUUUUGAGAAAACAGCUUGUAAUAGUUACUAUGUCAGACUUUAAAACUUGAAAGCUGUGAAUGGAGUCUACAGAGUAAAGCAUUGGUUACUGUUUUUAUCUGCUCUCAGAAUUGACACCCUUAUUCAAAAUAGUGGUUGGGAAUAAAAAGCAUUAAAACUCUAAAAAA